Molecule: messenger RNA, 1528 nt
Organism: Jatropha curcas
Lineage: Eukaryota; Viridiplantae; Streptophyta; Magnoliopsida; Malpighiales; Euphorbiaceae
Product: E3 ubiquitin-protein ligase SINAT2
Biological process (GO): ubiquitin-dependent protein catabolic process; multicellular organism development
Cellular component (GO): cytoplasm
Molecular function (GO): zinc ion binding; protein binding; ubiquitin protein ligase activity
Source: RefSeq, a predicted model, not a curated record
UUCUUUUUUUACUUUCCUAAUUUUCAAAACACAUUUAAAAAAAAAACCCAUCCAUUACCAUUUACUAGAUUGUGAAGCAGGCUUGCAUAUAGAGACAGGAAACCAAUACCUUUCACGGCCUCUGCCGAAGCAAACAAGACCCCUUUUUUCUUUCCUCGAUUUUCACUUCCAUUUCCGGGCCAAUGGGGUGUUGAAUCUUUUGGAAAUAUUGCAAAAGUGCUUAAUUCAGUCAAACUUGAAAUACUGCUCACUUCGGGAUAACAAUGGCUCCUGGGGGUAGUGCUUGCAAAGAGGUUCUUGAAUCUCAACCCACAAUCCCGGAUUAUGAUAUUGGAACAGCAAAGGUAGAGAAUAAUAUUACAACGGCUAAAGGUGCUCCCAGUCUAGGCGGAAAGCAUGGAGUUUAUACUAAUAACGGCGUGCAUGAACUCCUUGAGUGCCCUGUUUGCUCAAAUUUAAUGUAUCCUCCAAUACACCAGUGCCCAAAUGGACACACUUUAUGUUCGAACUGCAAGAUUAGAGUGCAUAACUGUUGCCCUACUUGUCGCUAUGAACUUGGAAAUAUAAGGUGCUUAGCCCUGGAGAAAGUUGCAGAAUCACUGGAACUGCCCUGCAAGUACCAGGAUUUGGGAUGUCAUGAUAUCUUCCCAUACUACAGCAAGCUCAAGCAUGAACAACACUGUCGAUUCCGUCCUUACACUUGCCCUUAUGCUGGGUCUGAGUGCUCUGUCACAGGUGACAUCCCAGCACUUGUUGCACAUCUAAAGGAUGAUCACAAGGUGGACAUGCAUGAUGGGUGUACCUUCAAUCAUCGUUAUGUCAAAUCAAAUCCGCAUGAAGUUGAAAAUGCCACAUGGAUGCUAACUGUCUUCAACUGUUUUGGAAGACAGUUCUGCUUGCAUUUUGAGGCAUUCCAGCUAGGUAUGGCACCAGUAUAUAUGGCCUUUUUACGAUUUAUGGGUGAUGAUAAUGAAGCAAAGAAAUUUAGCUACAGCUUGGAAGUCGGUGGAAAUGGCCGCAAACUGACAUGGCAGGGAAUUCCCAGGAGCAUCCGUGACAGUCACAGGAAAGUUCGUGAUAGCCAGGAUGGACUCAUUAUUCAGAGGAGUUUGGCUCUCUAUUUUUCUGGAGGAGAUAGGCAAGAGCUGAAGUUGAGGGUUACAGGCCGCAUAUGGAAAGAAGAAUGAGAAGAGAUAAUGUUCAGUUGAUUGUACAGUAUGCAAAAUUUAUGUAAUGCAAGGUCAGAGCGGUAAAGCUUCAGUUAUUCAGAUUGGAUUUGCUAUCGUCUUUACUUCGUGUUCAUGAUUGAGGUCUUCAACAAUCUGUUAUCUCACGACUCCGCGGAGCAGAUUCCAGUUGAGUGUGUAGGAAGUGAAAACUGAAUGUUAAGCUUCAUGCAUCAAAAUGCAUGUCGGUUCGCAAAUGAACCAUGUUUAAAUAUGCCAUUUCUGUUCUGUUUAUGUUUUUAUGUACCAUAUUCCCUGAUUGAAAUGAGAAGGAAUAAAGAUCCAGUCUCUUUGCUUAUCUA